AUGGCUAUUUUUGCGUAUAUUAUUAUUAUUCUUGCAGCUACUCUUAGUGUGGUGAAUGCUGCACUAGUAUCAGGCAAAUGGUUCGAUCGUAUCUUUGUGGUGUUUUUUGAAAACACAAACUAUACGGACGCAAUAGCGAGCCCGUAUUUCAAGAGUUUGGUAGAAAAAAACAACAGCGUUUUGAUGUCAAAUUAUUUCGGCGUCGCACAUCCAUCUCAGCCAAACUACAUAGCAAGUAUUUAUGGUGAUACUGCUGGCAUUACAGAUGAUGAACUUUAUGACAUUGAUGGAAUCAACUUGGUGGAUCUGUUAGAAGCCAAGGGAGUCAGCUGGAAGGGUUACUUUCAACAAUAUC
Molecule: messenger RNA, 355 nt
Organism: Paraglomus occultum
Lineage: Eukaryota; Fungi; Glomeromycota; Glomeromycetes; Paraglomerales; Paraglomeraceae
Source: the annotation of a GenBank genome assembly